Molecule: messenger RNA, 2487 nt
Organism: Salarias fasciatus (jewelled blenny)
Lineage: Eukaryota; Metazoa; Chordata; Actinopteri; Blenniiformes; Blenniidae
Exons: 11
Coding region: 829-2487 (552 amino acids)
Biological process (GO): proteolysis
Molecular function (GO): serine-type endopeptidase activity
Source: RefSeq, a predicted model, not a curated record
AACAAACCACCAACAGUUUCUGCUCAUAGGUUUACUUGGUGUGAGAUCCUUGGGUUGAGGGUCCGUGUUGUUGUUAUUUCACCUGAACUGUAUGUUCAGGACCCUCAGGUGACGAGAGGUGCAGCGCUGUCAACUGAUCAUCAUUGUAAGAUGGAUCAGGUGGUGGGGAAGACUGCAGUCCAGACCCAGCAGACACGUGCAUGGUGAGUGUGCACCACAGGUACACUGGAAAGGGCUAACGUGACUCUGCCCAAAAUGAUUUUAGUGAUCAUGACGACAACUCAAGGACACGCUGGAAUUGAUUGGUCCCUCCAGAACCGCUGGAGGAUUUUGCUGGAUAUGGCUGGGGACAGGGAGGUCUGGACUGUGUUCUCUCUUCUGCUGCUGUGAUCGAAGAUACUGUAGAUAGAAGCACAACAAAUUUUCAUUAAUUCAAUGGGAUACUGACACAUCAUUAGACAAGUAGUCAUAAUGAAUUUUGUUUCUUUGUUGUGGGGCUAACCAGAGACCUCUUCGUGAGAAAUGCUCAGAGGGUCUGAGCUGUUUCACCGUUCCCACCCUGAACAUCUUCACAUGGUGCUGACGUCAUGUAUAGACAUCCUCCCCACCACAUCUACUCAAGAACAUGGUCGCAUUUGCUGGUAAAUGUUUCCACAGACCCCUGAAAAUGCAACAGCACGUCUCAGUUCUCAUGUCAGGCUUGCAUUCGUGUUGCUGACUCAUGCAUGACAGUGAUCAGCCCACAUCCUUCAAACCUAACACACAAAACCCAGGGGUGAGCAUUCAGGCUCAUUUCAGUUUAUUCUUCAUCACUUCAAAGAAGAAGAGAUGCUCCACCCGAGGGACUUCAUUCUUUUUAUCUCAUGUUUCAGUCUCCAUAUUAUCCAUUCAAGUCAUGGAUCUGAGAUCAUUGGAGGGAAAGAAGUCAAGCCGCCACACUCACUGCCCUUCAUGGCUCUGCUGGAAAGCACCAAACCAUCCUGUGGGGGGGUGCUGAUUGAUCCAAGAUGGGUCCUGACUGCUGCCCACUGUAAAAGCAUUAAGAAAGUCCUGCUGGGGGUGCACUCCAUCAAAUCAACGAAAGAUCAAUCCAUACAAGUCAGAAAGGUGAAGAGUCAAAUUCCUCAUCCCUGUUACGAUGAAAAGGACAAGCUCAACGACCUCAAGCUGCUGAAGCUUGAUAAACCAGUGAAGAAAACCAAGGCUGUAACACAUCUGGAGGUCAGACAGAUCCAGGAGCCAGCGGCAGGCAGCAGGUGUCUGGUAGCUGGAUGGGGAGCAACAAAGAACAACGUCAAGCAAAUGUCAGACGUCCUGAGAUCCGUCAACGUGACUGUAAUCGACAGAGCCAAGUGCAACUCUCCUAAGUAUUACAACUUCAAUCCUGUCAUCACCAACAGCAUGAUCUGUGCCGGGUCAGACGGCACAAAUAAUGCUGAUACCUGCGUGGGGGAUUCAGGAGGACCUCUGCUGUGUAACGGCGUGCUGGUUGGAAUCACUUCGUUUGGAAAGCAGUGUGGGUUGAUCGAAAAGCCUGGGGUGUACUCGCUCCUCACGGAAAAACAGAUCAACUGGAUCAAAAAGAUAAUCAAAUCCUCUGCAAUUUAUGUUAGGGAUGCUGUCAAGCUCAAGAGGGAGUCCUAUCGAGGGGAGGGGUAUUCAGGCUCAUUUCAGUUUAUUCUUCAUCACUUCAAAGAAAAAGAGAUGCUCCACCCGAGGGACUUCAUGCUUUUUAUCUCAUGUUUCAGUCUCUAUAUUGCCCAUUCAAGUCAUGGAUUUGAGAUCAUUGGAGGGAAACAAGUCGAGCCACACUCACUGCGCUACAUGGCUCUGCUGAAUAGCACCAAACCAUCCUGUGGGGGGGUGCUGAUUGAUCCAAGAUGGGUCCUGACUACUGCCCGCUGUACUGGCACUGAGGAAGUACUGCUGGGGGUGCACUCUGUCAAAUCAAAAAAUAAUCAAUUCAAACAAGUGAGAAAGGUGAAAAGAGAAGUGCCUCAUCCUUGUUGUGGACAACAGGACGGAUUCAGUGAUCUCAUGAUGCUAAAGCUUGAUAAACCAGUAAAGAAAACCAAGGCUGUAAAACCUUACAACAAGCUCCGUCAGAUCCAGGAGCCAGCGGCAGGCAGCAGGUGUCUGGUAGCUGGAUGGGGGAAAACAAAGAAUGACGCCAAGCAAAUGUCAGACGUCCUGAGGUCCGUCAGCGUGACUGUGAUCGACAGAGCCAAGUGCAACUCUCCUAAGUAUUACAACUUCCAUCCUGUCAUCACCAACGGCAUGAUCUGUGCCGGGUCAGACGGCACAAGCCCAGCUGGUACCUGCGAGGGGGAUUCAGGAGGACCUCUGCUCUGCAACGGCAUGCUGGUUGGAAUCUCUUCAUUUGUGAAGAACUGUGGGACGAUAGAAAAGCCCGGAGUGUACUCUCUCCUCACUGAACAGCAGGUCAAAUGGAUCAAAAAGACAAUGAAGUCAUUUGAAUUAGAUUAA